GAAAGUGAACAUGUAAUGCAUAUGUUGUAUGGUGUAUAUAGAAGUUCAUUCGCAGGCAGUUAAUUGUCCAUUAAAACCAUGAUAGAGUAGUGUUUGAACACGCGCCUAACUGAUAAGUACAUUAACUUUUAAAAGUUAUAGUGUACGCAUUUUAACUGCUGGGUAGAUAUAACUGGAGAUACUAUUUAUCUAUUUAUGAAAGUUAAAUUAGCUUCGAAUAUUAUUUAGGGUUGACUUGCACGUAGCGUGAUCUCUGGAUUAAUUUGCAUUACAAGGCCAGAUUUUAAUUAUGCGAUUUAAACCACAAGAAUCUCAAUUGGUCUCUUUCAGUUAAAACAUUUAAUGACAACGUUAAUUUAACCUGUGUAUUAAUGACUGUGGUGUGUGUUUAAUGUGUUUAAUUACGUAACUAGAAUGAUGGAGCGCUCGACAGAGGAAAGAAUUACUACUGCAUUGGACAAGUUGAGGAAUGAUCUUAUUGAACUGAGAAACACUGACAUCAAAUUACUGAUCCAGCUUUUAAAUAUACAUGACACAAUACAGACUUUACUGAAGCACAGAACAAUGUCAAGGACGCAGUCGUGUUACAACUGUUUAACAAGUAACAACAAAUUAGGCAGUAUAACAUCCCUCAAACUAGAGACGCCAAUCUUACGUCAACAAAGCAUGCCGUCAUUUUGUAACUUAAGUAGUUCGUGUUCUAGUUUAGCAGAGUCCUCGCCAGUAAACAACAUGUUUUAUUUCGCCGAAAGUGACGAAGAUAUAUCUGAAACACCAGAAAUAUCUGACAUAUCCGAAAAUACGUUAACAACUUUCCAGUCAGAAGCAACAGAUGUACAAAAAUAUGAAGACAUUCUGAAGUUCAGUGUUCAGGAAUGGAAAUCGACACAGUCUGUUGAGAUUUGUCUUGAAACAUAUUUAUCAUGUAAAUCAUUUGAGAACAAUGUGUUUUGAUGAUAAACAUAUAUAGAUACACUGUA
Mytilus trossulus (common blue mussel) is the source of this 980-nucleotide messenger RNA. RefSeq lists its product as uncharacterized. The record is from RefSeq and is a predicted model, not a curated record. The transcript is spliced from 3 exons. NCBI's taxonomy places the organism in Eukaryota, Metazoa, Mollusca, Bivalvia, Mytilida, Mytilidae. The coding region runs from base 415 to 954 and encodes 179 amino acids.